CACCCACUCAUUCUAGCGCUUACGUGCCUCCUUCCCUCUUCCCACCUUCCCACCUGUCGUCGUCGUCGUCGUCGUCGUCGUCCUCGCCGCACUACAUCCCCGCCGCUGACAGCGUACAGAGUAGAAUGUCCAAAGUCGAGCUCUACGUGUACGACCUCUCGUCCGGGAUGGCACGGUCCCUAUCCCUGCAGCUCACAGGCCGGCAGAUCGACGGUAUCUGGCACACGAGUGUGGUCGUUUUUGGAAAAGAAGUGUUCUAUGGUCAGGGGAUAAGUGUGGUCUCUCCCGGCACGUCACACCAUGGCCGCCCGCUGCAAAUCCUCGACAUGGGGCUAACACACCUCGACGAAGGCACGUUCCAGGAAUACAUCGACGAGCUAAGCUCGCAUUAUACGGCUGACAAAUACCACUUGCUGGAGUUUAACUGCAAUUCUUUUACGAACGACGUCGUUGGUUUCCUUACGGGAGGGUCGAUCCCAGGGUUCAUAAAAGACUUGCCGGCGGACUUCUUGAACACGCCUUUAGGGGCAGCACUGCGCCCUACGAUCGAUAGCAUGUUCCGCGGUCCUCCGACUGCGCCUCCCACUCCCGGACCUUCCCUCCCUUCUGGCACCUCUCCAUCUCCAUCUUCCUCUCCCCUCGCCUCCCUCGUAUCCCGACCACCUCCAGUACCGGAAACAGCAACCCUCACCGCCCCACUCCAACUAGCGACCAACCCCUCCUCCCUCCGCUCCCUGCUCAAUUCCCACAAAGCCGCCACAGUACUCUUCACCGCUCCCGCCACGUGCGCCCCGUGCAGGGUCAUCGAUCCCUUCUUCUCUGAGCUCGCGCAGUUGCGUACUGCCGAGGGGCUCGCAUACGUCAAAGUGGACCUGGACGUUGGGCUAGGUCGGGCCGCGGCGCAGGAAUGGGGCGUGAGCGCUACCCCGACCGUAAUGUGCUUUUUGAAAGGGAAGAAGAGGGGAGAAGUGAGGGGCGCGAACGUGCGAGAGAUUAGGACCCAAGUCGAUCUGUUGAUAUGCGAGCUUUAUCCUCCGCACCCCCAUACGCGGCAGGAUCUGCCAGCAAUACAGGGCAUAUCACUCAGCCCGAUCCUCUUUUCUCAAAUUCCGAAACUGGACAGCGCGUUAUCCAAGUUUCUCUCUUUUGUGAACGCCGCCUCCGCUUCGGAGGGGGACAAAAAGCGCUACCAGUUUCUUUUCCGACAAGUGCUGCUCCUACUCGAGCCGCAGGCGAAACUACCCCCUGCGCAGCUGAGAAGUACCCUACAGGCCUGGUCGGCCGCCACGGUAGACCUGGCUGCACUUCUCCCCGAGGGCGAGCUCUUCCCCCUAGCGGAUUUCUGGCGCCUCGCGGUCCUCUCCUCUCCUGUUGCCCACGCCCUCUCCGGCAACAUAGAAGGGAUUAAGUCCCUCCUCUCCCUCGCCUAUUAUUCUGGCGCCUCCACCCCCCGGCCCUACCUCCUCACCACCCUCAGACUAUGUGCGAACCUGUUCGCCUACCCUGACUUGGCUCGCUUGGUCUUCCCCUCCGAAGGGGAGAAACAGGACCUAGUCAGUUUCCUCGUCUGUACGCUCCUGUCUGACGAUGCGGGUAUAAGGACAGCCACAGCGAGCGUGACGUUCAACCUUGGUGCCUUGCACCAACAAGCAGUGCGCCAAGCGCUGGAAAAGCACACUCGUCCUCCCUCGGAAGACUGGAUCAUAGAAGUCGUCUCCGCGCUCAUCGAGGCCUUGAGCAGGGAGACAUCCAGCGAGGAAGUCGUCCACCGACUCGUGGCCAGUCUGGCGCUGUUCGUCUUCCGCGCCCCGGGCUGGGAAGAACUCAGAGAGCUGCUGCAGGUCUUACAGGCGCAGGAGGUGUUGUUGGACAAGCUCUUGCCGGGUGGGUGUGGAGAGAUAGGAGUACGGCAGAAGAGCGUACAGGUGCUUGUGAAAGAGCUGGCGGGAUUGUGUGCUUAGGUGUACCAGCAUGGAAUGGGGAAUGAAGAUCUCAAUCAGUAGAUGGUGUGUACUAUAUUUAUCCUUUAC
Messenger RNA from Dacryopinax primogenitus, 2030 nucleotides. Its product is annotated as DUF862-domain-containing protein. The coding region runs from base 126 to 1961 and encodes 611 amino acids. Gene Ontology annotation, biological process: protein modification by small protein removal. The transcript is spliced from 5 exons. Gene Ontology annotation, molecular function: peptidase activity. The record is from RefSeq and is a predicted model, not a curated record. NCBI's taxonomy places the organism in Eukaryota, Fungi, Basidiomycota, Dacrymycetes, Dacrymycetales, Dacrymycetaceae.